Messenger RNA from Benincasa hispida (wax gourd), 705 nucleotides. It is a transcript of the gene RKD4, whose product is annotated as RWP-RK domain-containing protein. The record is from RefSeq and is a predicted model, not a curated record. Gene Ontology annotation, molecular function: DNA-binding transcription factor activity. NCBI's taxonomy places the organism in Eukaryota, Viridiplantae, Streptophyta, Magnoliopsida, Cucurbitales, Cucurbitaceae.
AUGGAGUCCAGCACCAAACUAAAUAAUCCUCAAACCCUUCAGAAUAAUCCACACGACUUUGAAUGGCUACACGAAGAUCUUUUCCCAUUCGACAAUGGGCUAGAAGAGCUUCCUCCUUUAGACAAAGAUGAGUUUUUGGACGUCAAUUCACAUUCAUUACCAUUCAAUUGGGACAAUGAUAUUUUGGAGUUGGAGACUGAAGUUUUGUCGAUGAGAUCAAUGAUAAAAUUAGAUCAAGAAGAUGAAAGGGGAAUUAUAGAGAUGACUGAAAGAUCAGGGUUUUCAUCAAGUUGGAAAGAAGAAGAAGAAGAAAAAAGGUUGAGAUUAGUGAGAAAUGGGAGGAGGAGAAAGAAGAGUUUAGUGUUGGGAUUGGAAGAGAUUCAAAAGCACUUUCACAUGCCAAUAUCAGAGGCAGCAAAACAGAUGAAUGUUGGGUUGACAGUGCUUAAAAGAAGGUGUAGACAACUUAAUAUCAUGAGAUGGCCUCAUAGAAAACUUAAGAGCUUGAAUUCUCUUAUUCAAAAUGUCAAGGAGAUGGGGUUGACAAAUGAGGUAAAAGGGUUGGAGGAGCACAAGAGGCUGGUGGAGGAAUUGCCAGAUAUGGACCUCACACACUCUACCAAAAGGCUAAGGCAAGCUUGUUUCAAAGCCAAUUACAAGAAAAGAAGAAUUAGAUCUAAUGAUAUUGCUACUCUUCAUCACUAA